Penicillium hordei is the source of this 522-nucleotide messenger RNA. RefSeq lists its product as uncharacterized. The record is from RefSeq and is a predicted model, not a curated record. The transcript has a single exon. Lineage: Eukaryota; Fungi; Ascomycota; Eurotiomycetes; Eurotiales; Aspergillaceae. The coding region runs from base 1 to 522 and encodes 173 amino acids.
AUGCGAACUCUGGUAAAAGGUCAGACCAAUACCACACAACACCACAAAAGAAUACUCACCCAGCAAACCCGAUGGUACUCCCGCAAAUUCCAAAACCCACGCAAAACUCCACAAACCGACCGCGGAGCGAACUUCAAGAGCUACUACCCGGCGCGCACGAACCAACCAUCUCUUUCCAGACUCCGCGUCUAUCGGACCAGCCAUGAUGGUGCCACAGCAUCACAGCACUGUGCCCAGACCACGACGACACCCUCCUCCGAUCACACUCUCAACAACCAACUUCACAUUGCAUCAUUCUCCCCACUCUUCCAGCAGGACACAUACGUCUCCCAUCAGAAUGCUGGUAGCAGCAAGAUCCUAGCCAGCACUUCCAUGGCUCGUGGCCACGCCGGACAAAGUGGCGUUAGUCCUGGAUCAUGGGAGACAUUGUGUACAUCUAUGCCUCUACCCGUCCUAAACCGGUACCGCAACUGGGCUUGGCGCGUGUGCGCAUCGCUUAGAGCUCGCUUUCGACUGCUGUAA